Pipistrellus kuhlii (Kuhl's pipistrelle) is the source of this 2136-nucleotide messenger RNA. RefSeq names its product transketolase like 1 (gene TKTL1). The record is from RefSeq and is a predicted model, not a curated record. Lineage: Eukaryota; Metazoa; Chordata; Mammalia; Chiroptera; Vespertilionidae. Gene Ontology annotation, molecular function: thiamine pyrophosphate binding; transketolase activity. The transcript is spliced from 11 exons. The coding region runs from base 123 to 1598 and encodes 491 amino acids.
UACUCGCCUUCCUGUGUCCUUCACGUGCACCCAGGCUCAUUUGAUUCCUUCUCUCAUAGCGACUGGCAUUUGUUGAUGUGGCAAUCGGAUGGUAUGGACCAGGACUGGGGGCUGCGUGUGGGAUGGCAUAUACUGGCAAGUACUUUGACCAUGCCAGCUACCGCGUGUUCUGCCUCUUGGGAGAUGGUGAGUCUUGGGAAGGCUCCGUUUGGGAGGCAUUGGCCUUCGGUGCUCACUACAGUCUGGAUAAUCUCAUGGCCAUCUUUGACGUCAACCGCCUGGGCCGCAGUGGCGUCUUGCCCAUUGAAAACUGCAUCGAGAUCUAUCAGAAGCGCUGUGAAGCCUUUGGGUGGAACACUUACGUGGUGGACGGUCGUGAUGUCGAGGCGCUUUGUGAAGUGUUCUGGCGAGCAACUCAAGUAAAGAACAAGCCCACUGCUGUCAUUGCCAAGACCUUCAAGGGCCGGGGCAUUCCAAGCGUUGAGGAUACAGAAAAUUGGCACGGAAAGCCAAUGCCAACAGAAAGAGCAGAUGCAAUUAUCAAAUUAAUUGAGAGCCAGAUAGAGACCAACUUGAAGCUCACGCCAAAAUUCCCUAUUGAAGACUCGCCUCAAAUCAACACCACUGAAGUACAGAUGACCUCUCUGCCUAUUUACGAAGUUGGUGACAAGGUUGCUACUCGCAAAGCCUGUGGUUUAGCUCUGGCUAAGCUGGGCCAUGCAAAUGAGAGAGUCGUUGUGCUGGAUGGUGACACCAAGAAUUCCACCUUCUCUGAGAUAUUCAAGAAAGAGCACCCUGAGCGCUUCAUUGAGUGCUUUAUUGCCGAGCAAAACAUGGUGAACGUGGCGCUGGGAUGUACUAUUCGUGGCCGGACCAUUGCUUUUGUUUGCACCUUUGCUGCCUUUUUGACCAGAGCAUUUGAUCAGAUCCGUAUUGGAAGCAUCUCCGAAUCCAACAUCAACCUUAUUGGGUCCCACUGUGGGGUGUCCAUUGGUGAAGAUGGCCCCUCCCAGAUGGCCCUGGAGGAUUUGGCCAUGUUCCGAACAAUUCCCAACUGCACCAUUUUCUAUCCAAGUGAUGCUGUCUCCACAGAGUAUGCUGUGUUCCUGGCGGCCAAUACUGAGGGGAUAUGCUACAUUCGGACCAAUCGACCUGAAACUGAUGUUAUUUACGCCCCAGAAGAAAAAUUUGAGAUUGGCAAGGCCAAGGUCAUUCGCCAGAGUGUCGAUGACAAGGUCACAGUUAUUGGAGCUGGAGUUACUCUGCAUGAAAUCUUAGUCGCUGCUGAUGAACUUGCCAAACAAGAUAUACCUAUCCGUGUCAUUGACCUGUUUACCAUUAAACCCCUGGAUGCUGACACCAUCAUCGCCCACGCAAAAUGCACUGCUGGCCGGAUUAUUACAGUGGAGGAUCACCACCCAGAAGGUGGCAUCGGGGAGGUUGUGUGUGCAGCUGUUUCCAUGGAGCCUGACAUCCUGGUGCACGGCCUGGCAGUACAGGGAGUUCCUCGGUGUGGAAAACCGAGCGAACUACUGGAUAUGUGUGGAAUUAGUGCCAGACACAUUAUAAUGGCUGUGAAAUGUAUGUUAACCAACUAAAAUAGCUGCUGACAUCUCUACAUUCAUACAUGUUGACAAACCAUUUAAAUCUAUACUCUUUGUGCUUUCUUAUUCUUUCUUGUUCUUAAAACAAAUUAAAAAUCUUGCAGUUAGGCCAUAACUAUGUGUACAAGUGCUACUCGCAUGUUUAAGCAAUUAAAGUGGGUUUUAAGAUUGUACGUAAAGAAAAUGGGAACUGUAGACUGUAACCGCCUGGGUCGUGCAGCACCACGCUGUGUACUGCUGACCCAGGUGGAGAAUGCAUGUGCUGCCAUCCUACCUGCAGCUUCCUGGGAACUGUGUGACUGCAGUGGCUCUGGAAUUUCAUCUUCCCUCUCGCGGUGUGUGAGGCAGCAGUGAAAGCUCUUAGAUUGUCCUUUGCUGCUUGAGGUGACUUGUCUAUGAAGAAAGGAUACAACUAGUUCUAGCAUACACACUGCACUCUUGUGAGGUCUCACAUGUCUCAUUUGCCCAGUGACCAGACCUAACUGUAAACUCAAUUAUAUCCAUUUACUUGUUAAGACUUAAUAAAGCAUUA